AUGGACCUGGAGGCGCUGCGGGCGGUGGUGCAGCGAUACAUCCACAACCACAUGUACCAGGCAGCCUGUUACUGGGCAGACAAGGUGUUCUCACUCUCGGGGGAGGCGACCGAGGACCUGGUGACGCUGGCGCACUGCUACCUGCUGAUCAAGCAGCCACAGCGGGCCGUGCAGCUGGUGCGCAGCUCCGGUCUGCACCGCACGCACGACGAGUGCCGUUACCUGGCGGCGCGCGGCCUGUACGAGACGCGCGCCUUCCAGGAGGCGCUGGCCCCGGCGCACCUGCUGCUGCUCAAGGGCCGCGUGCACGAGGCGCUGGAGAACCGGCCGGUGGCGGCGCAGUGCUACCGUGCCGCGCUCAUGGCCGACGUGCUCUGCCACGAGGCGUUCGACGCGCUGCUCGGCCACCAGAUGCUGACGCUAGACGAGGAGCGCCAGCUGAUGGACGCCCUGCCGCUGGAGCGUCAGCUGCCGGCCGCCGACGCCGACGCUGUGCGCCGGCUCUACCAGCUGCAGCUCAAGAAGUACACGGCGCCGGAGGAGGCGGCUGAGCAGCACUACUACAACUGCGACUACGCGCGCUGCUUCCGGCUGACAUCCGAGGUGCUGGAGCGGGACCCGGACCACGCGCGCUGCCUGCCCGUCCACAUCGCCUGCCUGCUCGAGCGGCGCAAGACCAACGCGCUCUUCCAGCUGGCGCACCGGCUGGUGGACGCCUACCCGGAGAGCGCACUCGCCUGGUUCGCCGUCGGCACCUACUACUACGCCAUCGGCAAGAUGGAGCCGGCGCGCCGCUACCUCAGCAAGGCCACCACGCUGGACCCCGUGUUCGGGCCGGCGUGGCUGGCGUACGGGCACAGCUUCGCGCUGGAGAACGAGCACGACCAAGCGAUCUCGGCGUACUUCCGCGGCUCGCAGCUGAUGCGCGGCUGUCACCUGCCGCUGCUGUACGUCGGGCUGGAGUACGGCCUGACCAACAACGCCCGGCUAGCACGCCAGUUCCUGGGCCAGGCGCUGGCCAUCGCGCCGCGCGACCCGUUCGUGCUGCACGAGCUGGGCACCCUGCUGUUCGCCGGGCGUGAGUACGCCGAGCUGGUGCAGCAGGAGUGGCACACGGUGGCUGCCGACCGCUGGGAGCCGCUGUUCAACAACCUCGGUCACACGUACCGCAAGCUCGGCCGCUACUCGGACGCGCUGGAGGCGCACGAGCAGGCGCUGGUGCUCGAACCGCACAGCGCAUCCACCUACGCCGCCAUCGGCUUCACGCACGCGCUCAUGGACCAGCCGGCCAAGGCGGUGGACGCGUUCCACAAGGCGCUGAGCCUGAAGCGGGACGACGCCUUCAGCACGCAGAUGCUGGGCAGCGUGCUGGAGCAUGACGUCAGCCUACGGAUGAUGGACUCGAGCGGUGACAUGAGCCUCGAGCUGGACGAUAAGUAG
Pollicipes pollicipes is the source of this 1440-nucleotide messenger RNA. RefSeq names its product cell division cycle protein 16 homolog. Lineage: Eukaryota; Metazoa; Arthropoda; Thecostraca; Pollicipedomorpha; Pollicipedidae. Gene Ontology annotation, biological process: anaphase-promoting complex-dependent catabolic process; protein ubiquitination; positive regulation of mitotic metaphase/anaphase transition. The transcript is spliced from 5 exons. Gene Ontology annotation, molecular function: protein binding. The record is from RefSeq and is a predicted model, not a curated record. Gene Ontology annotation, cellular component: cytoplasm; anaphase-promoting complex. The coding region runs from base 1 to 1440 and encodes 479 amino acids.